AUGGCUCCAUCCGCAAUACCUGAAAUACCUGCGAGUGAUGGUGGCAGUCCGCCUCAACAGAUGCAAUCUGAAGGCGAGACUAAUGGUAGCAGCAGCCAUGCUGCAAACGACCAUGCAGUUGAAAAUGGAGUUCCAAAAACACUUGCGAACGACCACGUGGUUGAAAAUAGAGUACCCAAAACGCUUGCAAAAGACCAUGCGGUUGAAAAUGGAGUACCUAACCCAAGUCAAAGCACCACAAAUGAAGGCAGCACAAGUGAAGGCAACACAGAUGAAGGCAACACAAGCAUGCCAGCUGCGAUGGAGAUCGCUAUAGUUGGAAUGGGUGCGUACCACUCUCUAUGAUACACCACCCAAUACUGAAGUCAAUCUAGGUGUUCGUUUGCCAGGCAGUGUAACAGGUCCUGAUGAAUUCUGGGAGCUGUGUAGCAGAGCACGAAGUGGAUGGUCACCUAUUCCCAAAGAAAGAUUCAAUCACGAGACGUUUCAUCAUCCAAAUCCAGACAAGAUAGGAUGCUACAAUCCACGAGGUGGCCAUUUCUUGUCCGAAGACAUUGGAUUGUUCGAUGCUCCCUUUUUUAACCUUACGGAAAAGGAAGCGAUCUCUCUUGAUCCACAGCAACGUCUCCUACUCGAAUGUACAUAUGAAGCAUUGGAAAAUGGUGGAAUCACAAAGAAACAUAUUGAAGGGGAAAACGUUGGUGUAUAUGUCGGCGGAAGUAAGAAUAACGAUCUCUUUUUUCUAGAAAUCUUUUGCUACAGGUAUCUGUAGAGUUGAACUCCAAUCUAGUUUCCUCAUAGCUUCUGUGUACACAAUGCUCACACUGACUCGCACAGGUUUCGCGGAUUACGAAUUACGGAACUGCAGAGACACUGACACAGCACCGAUGUACCAAGCCACUGGCUGCGCAGCUUCACUUCUAGCAAAUCGCAUUAGUUACUACUUUGGCCUGAGUGGACCUUCUUUUACUUGCGAUACGUAAGCUCCUAACACCUCCAUACUUUUGAGUAACCACACUGACCCACCCCUUACAGAGCUUGCAGCUCUUCCCUGACAGCGCUUCACCUUGCAUGUCAAUCUCUCCAGAGUGGCGAAUCAAAACAGGCGAUAGUUGCAAGUUGUCACCUGAACCUACUACCUGAUUAUUUUAUUAUUAUGAGCAUGCAAAGGUAUGUAAAAUCAAAUUUCGUAGGACCGUUCGUCAUCAAAUUUUCACAGGGCAUUUGACUUCACGUGAUGAUCAUUACUCACAAAUAAUUGUAGUCUAUUCUCUGAUGAGGGCAAAUCAUACGCGUUCGAUCACAGAGGAAGCGGAUUCGGCCGAGGUGAAGGUGUUGGUUGUGUUAUUUGUAAGCUUCAAUGACCCCUGCAAGACCUACUGCAUUUCUAAAUUCAAGAUUGCUAACUUCAUUCCGUUGGCAGUAAAACCACUCGCUGAUGCUAUUGAAGAUGGCGAUGCGAUACGUGCUGUUAUUCGGGGGACUGGCAUCAACCAAGAUGGCAGAACUAAAGGUAUCACUAUGCCCAGCGGGGAUGCUCAAGUUACUUUGAUGAAAUCUGUUUAUGAAAAGUCCGGGCUGGACCCCACUGAAACUGGUUAUAUCGAGGCCCACGGGACUGGCACGAAGGUGGGAGACCCCAUUGAAGCCACUGCGAUUCACAGUGUCUUUGGCGAAGGUCGAACGAAGAGGCAACCUUUGUUCAUUGGUAGUGUAAAAAGGUGAAAUCCAGCCCUUAUACUUGGCGUAAUUCUCCUAACAGUUUUCAGUAACAUCGGUCAUCUUGAGGGUGCUUCCGGAGUAGUCUCUGUUAUCAAGACAGCAAUGAUGCUGGAGAGGGGAUUCAUACUUCCCAACGCAGGUUUUGAAAAAGGAAACCCCAAGAUUCCUUUGGACGAGUGGGGAAUGAAGGUUGCCAUCUCUCAACGACCCUGGCCAAGAGGGAAGAAAUAUGCUUCGUAGGUUUCUGCUGAAAUGAAUUAUGCCAAUUACUGACCUUUCUGAAGAGUUAACAACUUCGGGUUUGGAGGUGCCAAUGCCCACGCCAUCCUUGCACGACCUCCAGCUCCUGUGAAAAUGGUUACAUCUGGAACAAAUGAUUCAUCAGCAACUGGCACGAAAUCAAUCCCAAAAAGAAUCUUUGUCCUGUCAGCGAAUGACAGACCGGCUCUGGAAAACCAAAUGACUGCACUCACGGUUUACCUAGAACAGCGCCCUGAGGUAUUCCAGAAUUCGCUCCUACCAAACUUGGCUUACACCCUCGGUCAACGUCGAACUGCGCUAGCCUAUAAGCUGGCAAUCCCGGCUAGAUCAUCGGCUGAACUCAUUCCUGCUCUGGCUACGUCAAGCAUCACACAGUUCAGAUCUACUACCGAGCCAAGAAUAGGGUUUGUUUUCACUGGCCAAGGUGCACAGUGGCAUGCAAUGGGGAGAGAAUUGCUUGAUGCAUAUCCAGUAUUUGCCUCUACAAUGGAAAGAAUUGACAAAUGCUUGGCUAGCUUGGGCGCCGAAUUCUCUCUUCUAGAGGAACUUUCCAAGGACGCUCAAUCAUCUCGUGUGUCCGAUGCACAAAUAAGUCAACCUGCAUGCACCGCUAUACAACUCGCCAUGACUGAUCUUUUCAAAUCCUGGGGUAUUUCGCCAAUUGCUGUUGCCGGACACUCGUCAGGCGAGAUUGGAGCGUAUGCGAUUUCUCUUCUUCUCCUCCCUUUUCCCUUUCUACUGUCGUCGCUCGACUCAGAGAUAGAUGCUAACUUUUUCAGUGCUUACGCCACCGGCUCUCUUGUACUGGAGGCAUGCGUUGCAAUUGCCUACUUUAGAGGACAGAUGAUCGUCAGCUUGAAGAAGCAGUUUCCUGAACAAAAAGGUGCUAUGAUGGCUGUCGGAGGUUCGGCCGAGGACAUCGGACCUCUCCUCGAAUCAUUGAAGGAGGGCCGUGUUACCAUCGCUUGCAUCAACAGUCCAUCCAGCAUCACUGCGUCGGGUGAUGAUAACGCCAUUUCCGAAUUACAAGACCUGAUUGAAGAGAAACAAUUGUUUAAUCGAAAGCUUCGCGUGGAUACCGCUUACCAUUCACAUCAUAUGGAACUUGUGGCGGAUGAGUACAUGUCCACCAUAAAAAACAUAACUCCCGAAAAUAUCUCUGGUGUGACCUUCCACUCUUCACUGUUAGGAAACAAGGUUGAAACAACCGAGCUCGGGCCCGAGUAUUGGGUCAAGAAUUUGACUUCAACUGUGCGUUUCUCGGAAGCUGUAACGAGCAUGAUUCAGCCGAUUGACGAGGCUUCAUCAGUCGGGGUUGAUUUUAUUAUUGAGAUCGGACCUCAUGCUGCUUUGGAAGGUCCCGUUAAGCAGAUUCUUAAGGCGAUUGGCGGCAAUGCUACGAAAAUCCCGUACGGAUCGGCACUUCUUCGGAACAAAGAUGCUGUAGACACCACAUUGGACCUUGCUGCUACACUAUUCACAAAGGGAGCUCCGAUUGAUUUUGGAGCUAUCAACUUUCCCAUUCCUGGAACGAAGAAUCCCAUUGUCCUGACGAACUUACCGAAAUAUCAAUGGAAUCAUUCCAAGAGGUACUGGCACGAGUCUCGAAUCGCCGAGAACCAUGUGUCGAGGCGGUUUGCCAGAAAUGAUUUGGUUGGAAAUCUUGCAGUCUACUCCAAUGAUCUAGAGCCUACUUGGCGUAAUAUUCUAAGAGCUGACGAUAUGCCUUGGAUGCGACACCACAAAAUGCAGGAUAUGACUGUUUACCCAAUGGCAGGUUACAUUGCAAUGGCCAUGGAAGCAGCACAGCAGCGAGCAAUCAUGCGAAAUAUUUCUUUUGACAAGUUUGAACUUAGGGAGUUUACCGUCAGCCGCCCAUUGGUUAUCCGUGAGGGGGCUGACGUUGAGGUCAACAUCUCACUCAGAGCCCACGCUGAAGGAACUCGCUCGUCUUCCGAUACUUGGGAUGAGUUUAGAAUCUUCUCUUGGGACAAAGAUCGAUCAUGGAUUGAGCAUUGCCGAGGAUUGAUCUCUGUUCAAAAGAUCCAAGAUGGGAAUGUUGUGAAUGGUGCCCAAUUGAAAGUUGAUGCCAAAAAUGAUUUGAUGGCUAGAAUCUCAAAAAUCACAGAAAAGUCAACCACCGAUGUCAAAGCAGGCGAUAUGUACGACGCUUUGACAGCUGCUGGAGCCGAUUAUGGAGAGAUGUUUAGGGGGAUGGAGAACUGUCGCGCCAGCAAUAACACUGCUGUAGCCGAACUUAUAAUCCCCAACACUGCAACCAUCAUGCCUCAUGGACAUGAGCCUGAUAUGAUCAUCCACCCCGCUGUCUUGGACCAAUUUAUCCAGGCAGUGUGGCCAAUUUUUGGGGCUGGUCGAGAUGGUCUUGGUGUUCUUUAUAUGCCUUCAUUUGUCCAGAGUAUCUCUAUAUCAACGGGUAUCACUCGAGCGAGUGGGGAACGUCUUAAUCUCUACGCAAGUGGGACACCAACGCCCGAACAUCCAGUCCCUACAAAGCUGGACCUUUUUGCAACUGCCAUCGGUGGAAAUGAUGCAUUGAUCAGCAUGGAAAGUCUUGUUAUGACCCCCGUCUUUGACGGUUCAAACCAUUCAAGUUCGAUAGCUAACCGUGAGCUCUGUUACAAGAUGGAGUGGGAAACUAUUCCUUCGAAGGAAGAGGUUUCGAAGGAAGACGAGAAAGCAGCCGUUGACACACUGUCAGAACUCAUCGAUACACCAGUCGUCAUCAUCUGCCAUGAAACAACGCAGCAGGAAUUGGUAACAGAAUUUGUAAGUCUUUUGGAGAAAGUGACGAAACAAACACCAGAAAUUGGCUCCCUUGAUACCGUCUCAACGGAGGGAAAGAUCUGUAUCGUUCUCUCUGAGCUGGAAACACCGGUCAUUUCCAACAUGGACUCUGAGACCUUUCAGUAUGUCCAACAGAUGACAACUUCAGCAUCUGGUAUUCUCUGGGCAGUCCGAGGUGCUUACACAUCUUCCGAAAAUCCCGAUGCUGAGAUGGUAAUUGGAAUGGCAAGAUCAGUUCGCUCGGAAACUCUGCUUAAAUUUGUCACUCUGGAUUUGGGUACCACACCACAACUUUCCACUUUUGGGACAGCGGAAACGAUUCUCAGAGUUAUGAAGAAUACUUUCUCGCCUGACUCGCCAACUAUUGGAGUUGACAUGGAAUACCAAGAGCGUGAAGGCGAGCUUUCGGUCCCACGUAUUGUUGAUGAUGCAGACAUGAACAAGUUUGUUCACCAAGAGACAGCAACUGAAUCCUCAGCAUUGGUACCAGACCUUCAGCCAUUCUCUCAGCCAGGUAGACCACUCAAGAUUGCCAUAGAGACGCCAGGUGCCCUUGACACACUCUAUUUUGUCGAUGAUCUUGCAGUUGGAAGCGCCCUUCCAGAUUACGAAGUCGAAAUUGAGGUCAAAGCAACCAGUAUGAACUUUAAAGAUAUCAUGAUUUCCAUGGGUCAAUUGAGCAGCAACUACAUAGGUGUUGAGUGUGCUGGUGUGAUUAGUGCUGUGGGCAACAAAGUUACAGAUCUCGCGGUCGGUGACCGAGUCUGUGCUAUGAGCGAGGGAGCAUACGCGACCUACACCACAUGUCUCGGAACCAGCGUCCAGAAGAUUUCUGACUCCAUGUCAUUUGAAGAUGCUUCAACGAUACCUGUCAUUUUCUGCACGGCUUUCUACUCACUUUUCGACCUAGGACGUCUUGUAAAAGAUGAGACAGUCCUUAUCCACGCAGCAGCAGGUGGCGUUGGUCAAGCGGCCAUCAUGCUCUGUAAAAUGAUCGGCGCUGAGAUUUUUGCGACUGUUGGAAGUGUUGCCAAGAAGGAGUUUUUGAUGAAAGAAUAUGGCAUUCCAGAGGACCACAUCUUUUAUUCUCGAAAUACUUCUUUUGCGAAAUCGAUCAAGAGAUCUACCAAUGGCCAGGGCGUUGACUUGGUUCUCAACUCCCUUGCUGGGGAUCAGCUUAGGGAGACUGUAAGUGGUUGGUUUCUAUUGGUUUCUGAAGUACCCUACUGACUCCAAGAUUCUGUAGUGGGAUAGUCUGGCACAUUUUGGACGCUUUAUUGAGAUUGGUAAACGUGAUAUCGUCAGCAACUCGAGACUUGAGAUGGCUAGAUUUGAGCACAAUGCCUUGUUUGCCUCGGUAGAUCUCACUGUUGUUGCUGCAGAGCGCCCAAAGAUCAUGAAGAGACUUCUCAAGGAUGUCUUUGAUUUAGUUGGCCAGGGAGUCCUUAAGCCAAUCUCGCCCAUCACUGUAUUUCCUAUUUCGGAUGUGGAAUCAGCUUUCCGAACCCUUCAAGGUGGCAAGAUUAUGGGUAAAAUCGUCAUUGUCCCCAAGAGCGAUUGUCAAGUCAAGGUAAGUUUUUCCACAAUACCUGUCGCAAUGAAUGAUCAUACGGUGCUAACAUCUCUAGGCAACUCCUGCAAGGAUACCUAAUAAUCUCUUGAAAUACAACGCCUCGUAUGUCAUUGUUGGUGGUACCGGUGGUCUUGGUCGCAGCAUGAGUAGAUGGAUGAUGAGCAAAGGUGCUCGUAGCAUCGUUCUGCUUUCACGUAGCGGUUCCGCCACCGGAAAGGUUGCCGAACUCAUCACAGAGGCAGCCGAGCUUGGAGCAACAAUCACUGUUCUUCCAUGCGAUGUUGCGUCCAAGGAAGCUGUCGAUAAGCUCAUCAGCACUGAUCUCGUCAGCCUUCCACCAAUUCGAGGUGUCAUCCACGCUGCGAUGGUUCUUGACGAUGUCUUAUUUGAGAAAAUGAUAUUCUCUCAAUGGGAUAGCGUUGUUAAGGCCAAAGUAGCAGGCGCUUGGAAUUUUCACAACGCUCUUCUGGCUACGUCAACUGAUCUAGACUUCUUCAUUGCACUUUCAUCGGCUGCGGGAACUGUAGGCAAUAGGGGCCAAGCAGCAUAUGCAGCAGCAAAUACUUUCCUGAACGCUUUCUGCCAAUACCGCAAUCGCCUGGGUCUACCAGCGUCCUCUAUCGAUCUGGCGGCUGUCAGUGAUGUUGGUUAUCUCGCCGAGAACGCCUCCAGAGCAGCAGAAGUCGCAGAGAAUUUAGGCAGUGAGACAAUCUCCGAAUCAGAAGUUCUAGCUUUGAUUGCAGCUGCCAUCACCGGGCGCAUGCAAACCACUUGCCGAGACCAUGCUAUUACUGGACUCAAGGUCUCACCAGAAGACCAGGAUCCAUUCUGGCUUGAUGAAGCGAGAUUUUCCCAUCUCAAAUCUGCAGCUGCUGCGUUGUCCGCAGCUUCCGACGCACCAUCUGCCAAUAUCUCCCUCUCUGCCGCACUCAAGCAAGCUAAGAGUCACGAAAAAGCAUUAAAUGUGGUGAUGGAUGGGUUGAUCACCAAAGUCUGCGCUGUUCUCAUGGUCCCUAGAGAGGAGAUGGAUGCUUCUAAGCCAAUCGUGGCGUACGGUUUGGAUUCUCUUGUUGCAAUUGAGAUCCGCAACUGGAUUACUCGAGAAUUAGAAUCCAGUCUCCAGGUUCUCGAGUUGUUGACGAGUAGCAGUAUCCGAGCAUUGGGUGAGACUAUCUUGAGCAAGAGCAAAUCGGUUGAUCUUUCCAAGUUUGCUGUCGAGGCUGAGGAAGUGGAGGUUAUCAAGGAGAUUGAAGCAGAGGAGAAACCUGAAGUCAAGAAUCCUGAGAAUCCAGAGGUUGAAGUUAAAAAGAUUGAAGUAGAAGUGAUGAAGGCUGAAGUCGAGGAGAAGAAGAUUGAGAUUGAGGAGAAGAAACUGGAAUUGGAAGAGAAGGAGGUUGAAUUGGAAGAGAAAGAAGUCGAAUUAGGAGAGAAGGAAAUCGAAUUAGAAGAGAAGGAAGUCGAAUUGGAGGAGAAGCAGACUCAAUUGGAGGAAGCAAAGCCUGCAGUUCUUGAAGCCGCCAAAGAGGAAUCAGCAUCUAUCACCAAAUGUAUCCCAGCAGAGGCUGUUGAACCAUCGACGGAGACAAAGGCUGAAGUUGUCGAGGCCGCCAAAGAGGAACCAGCAUCUAUCACCGAAACUAUCCCAGCGGAGGUUGUGAAACCAUCAAAGGAAGACAUUGUUCUCGGAGCUACAACUUCUCCCCGCCAACCAUCUCUACAAUCUCUGAACGACUUACUGUCGACUACUAAAGUUGUCUCCGAAACACCUCCAGUCGAUCACUCAGAAGCAAAACAUAACCCACCCGCCACCACUUAUGUCAAUGGAUCGUCUACUUCGUCUGAAACUGCACGCUCUGGUGAUUCGAGUCCAAUAGAGGGAUCACUUGCUUCUUCAUCGGUGGACGGACAUGUUCCCAUGGACGUUCAUAUUUAGGUUGAGAGUUCAUAUACCAUAGCUUUUUUUCGAUUUGGGUUCUCAUUUUAUAGGGAUUGCGUUUAUAUAUCCGGUCCAUUUUCUUUGGGGCUUAGUUCUAUUUGGGACGGUUUUAUUAGGUCUGGUUUGUUUUUGUCUAGGUAUGGGAUGGGAUAGGACUUGUGGUUUACGUAU
This is a messenger RNA of Hymenoscyphus albidus, 8468 nucleotides long. The record is from the annotation of a GenBank genome assembly. NCBI's taxonomy places the organism in Eukaryota, Fungi, Ascomycota, Leotiomycetes, Helotiales, Helotiaceae.